AUGUCAUCCGGGCGCAAGAUUGGCAAAAGAGCUUGUGACGCCUGCAAGAUCCGCAAGAUCAAAUGCACAGAGGUCCCGCCCUGUGAUGGCUGCGUCGCCAUCGGGACAUCAUGCACCUUCAACAAGGUCCCCGCCACUAGGGGCCCACGGAACCUGAGGGCGAAGACGAUACGCCAGAUUGCCCAGGCCCAGAAGGAGGGCUCUGCUGCUGCUAGAACUGCUGGUGCUUCUGCUUCUUCUUCUGCCCCCGCUGGCACCACCGGUGCCGCCGGUUCUGCAUCCUCCGUCUCACCUACCGGUGAUGGGGCUUCCGCUUCAACCCCGGCUGUUGCCGCCGCCUCUUCGGGCGUUCCAUCCUCAUCCCGGUCCCCAUCGUCCUCCGAGGGAGGAUCAUCCGAGGCCACUGGGAGCGCCGCGAGUGGGCAACGACUCGUCCGACAGGACAAUGCCCUCCAGCCGCAAAGGACGCCCAGCGCAUCACUGGUUUGGAGGUUGUGUAUCUACCGUCUGCGUCUCUUCCCCGUCUGGCCCAUCAUUGCAGUCGAAGACAUCAUGGCCUCGCUGUCCCGCGAUGCUGACGACCUCGAAUCAUACGUCUUGGCCAACGCCGUGGGAGCUGCCACCAUUGCCCAGCUCAAGCUGGCCACGACUGACAACGACGACCCGGCGACGGCAGGUUCGAUGGAGGCCGAGUGCCAGCGGUCGAGAAUGGCGCUCCAGGAACGCGAGGGAGGCCCGCCCAUGAACCUCAACUGGUUGAGGACGUCCUUCUUCCUCCACGUCUAUCACGAGAACCAGCAGCCCGGAGGGGCCAAGUCGCUUCUCUACCUCCGAGAGGCCAUCACCAUUGCUCAAAUCAUGGGAUUGCACAAGGAGUCGUCGUACGUGGCUCUGCCCUUGGCGGAGCAGCAGAUGCGGAGGAGGACACUUUGGCUACUAUUUGUCACGGAAAGAGGCGUGGCCAUGCUUCACAAGUUACCUGUGGCGCUCAAGUCCAACACCCGUUUUCCGUCCUUAGACGGUUCAGGGGUUGGCGAGGAUGAAGGCCACAUUCUACCUGCUUUCAAAAAGUUAGCCGACCUCUUCUGGAUAUUCGAUCAGAGCGGCGCCUUUGACAUCCUCCAGAACUCGGACGACGAGGACGCCCUGUGGUCCAUGGCGGAGGGCCUGCAAACGGCUAGUAGAGCGUGUCUCGAUGUCGUGCAGCAGAAACUUCAGCAAAUUCCCCUGGACUCUGAUGCCAGCAACGAUGUCCAGCGAGCCGACAUCGUUGUGACGCGUCAAUGGAUGCAGGCCGUGUUGUGGAAAGUCACUAUGAACCAUGGCCGCGCUUGGUCUUCCAACAGAAAUAACAACACUGUCACCUCGUUAUCUCACCCCAUCCAGAUCGCCAAGGAGUUUCUCCAGUUGAUUUCACAACUUCCCAGUACGGCCAUUGAAGCCCAUGGCCCCGGAAUCGAGUUCAAAAUCUACGAGAUUGCCAGCGCAGUGACGGAUGCCGUGGCGAACAACUUUCGUCUUCCUCGCACCUCCGCCGACGGCUCAAGAGACAUUCUCCUCCAGCUGCAGCGGGUCCUUGCGUCGUGUCGCGGCGGCAAUAAAGCCCUCUUGGAGAUGCUCUGCGCCCGCAUAGCCGAGGUCCAGGACGGCCCGCUGCUGAUCAUGAACAGGAGCCCGACGUCGAGGAUCCAGGAGGUCGACGAUGACCAGUGGCGGGAUGACGGGAAUCAUGCUGCUGCUGCUGCGGCGGCGGCGGCGGCAAACGGCCAGGCAGACAUGUUUGCACCCAUCAACGGCGUAUCUCAGACCUAUGGACAACCAUCUCACUCCAACUUUUCACCAAUGUUUGAUAAAGAUGGUACCUCCGCGCAGGGCAUGACCAACGGCAACACAGUACCUCUGUCACCUCAGCGGCAGGGCAUCGGCAGAACCCCCGUCUGGGAUCAAUCCACCAGCCAGAUGGGGUCCGGCGCCCCCCAUGACCUAAUUGAUCAGCUGCAGCACUUUGACGGCUCCUUCAACACCGUCGAGUCCAACGGCACGCUCGAUAUGCUCUUUGCCAAUGGGGCGUUGUGGGACAACGUCGCAAACGACGAUUGGAUGGCGUCGGUGCAGGGGAAUCCGGGCGUGUUCAACAGCCCGACGCAGUCUUCGGCCAAUUUGCAAAGGACGUAUGAGUAG
This is a messenger RNA of Colletotrichum lupini, 2181 nucleotides long. Its product is annotated as fungal specific transcription factor. The record is from RefSeq and is a predicted model, not a curated record. Gene Ontology annotation, biological process: regulation of DNA-templated transcription; DNA-templated transcription. Lineage: Eukaryota; Fungi; Ascomycota; Sordariomycetes; Glomerellales; Glomerellaceae. The transcript has 3 exons. Bases 1 to 2181 code for a protein of 726 amino acids. Gene Ontology annotation, molecular function: zinc ion binding; DNA binding; DNA-binding transcription factor activity, RNA polymerase II-specific.